GAAAUUAUCGAUCAACAAAGUUUUUCAUGGCAUAGGUCGCAUGGUGGAAUCAGAUCCCUUGAUUAUGCAUUAAUCAAGAGAUAAAGAUGAAAACUCCUUGUGGGUCCCAACUCCCAAGAAGGGUCCUUUUCAGGACGUUUGUCCUUCUCCUUUGUAUCAUUGCCUUCUUAAAUUUAUUAUUCGAAACCAAAGGAGGAGUAGCUAACCGGAUCUAUAAACAAUAGUAGCACUUCUUUCCCAACUGGGUCAAUCAAGACUCUUAAUGAUCAUAAAGAACCAAGCCCAGAGUGCCAAAGUCCAAUUUUAAGCCACAGUGUCUCCACAGCCUAAUUUGCCGAAUAUAUUGAGUACACAUUUCUCAAAGGUUGUUAAUUUGUUAGUCUCGGUUAGAGAGGGUUGAGAGACACAAAGAAGAAUCAUGGAGGUGAACAACCAAAUCGUGGAGAGGAGCAAGAGGGUUAAAGGGAGAGUGGUUUUGAUGAAGAAGGGUGUGUUGGACUUCCACGACAUCAAAGCCAACGUUCUCGAUCGAGUUCACGAGUUAUUAGGCAAGGGUGUCUCUCUUCAGCUUAUUAGUGCUACUACUCCUGAUCCAGCAAAGGGGUUAUUGAGAGGGAAGGUGGCAAACUUGGAGAGGUGGGUUUCGACGAUUACCUCUUUGACAUCAACAACAGACACAGAGUUCUCAGUUACGUUUGAGUGGGAUGAGAGCAUGGGUGUUCCUGGGGCAUUCAUAAUCCGAAACAAUCACCAUAGCCAGUUCUACCUCAAGACACUGACCAUUGAAGACAUUCCAGGGCAUGAUGGUCCUGUUAAUUUUGUCUGCAAUUCUUGGGUCUACCCUGCUCAUCGUUACGCCCAUGAUCGUGUCUUCUUUGCCAACAAGGCUUAUCUUCCAUGUCAUACACCUGAGCCACUGCGCAAGUUCAGGGAACAAGAACUAAAAACUCUCUGCGGGAAAGGGUUCGGGAAGCUUAAUGAGUGGGACAGAGUCUAUGACUAUGCAUACUACAAUGAUUUGGGACUUCCAGAUGAUGGUCCUGACUAUGCACGCCCUGUUCUUGGAGGAUCACAAUUUCCAUAUCCACGUAGAGGAAGAACUAGUCGUCCACAUUGCAAAACAGAUCCUAAAACUGAGUCAAGAUUGCAUCUUCUAAAUCUGAACGUUUAUGUGCCGAGGGAUGAACAGUUUGGCCACGUCAAGUUUUCAGAUUUUCUGGCUUACUCUCUGAAAUCUGUUGCUCAGGUUUUGCUUCCAGAGAUUAAAUCUUUGUGUGACAAAACUAUUAAUGAGUUUGACACCUUUCAAGAUGUACUUGAUAUUUAUGAGGGAAGUAUUAAGCUGCCAAGUGGACCUUUAACGAGUAAACUGAGAAAACUUGUUCCCUAUGAGCUAUUGAGAGAACUUAUUAGGAAUGAUGGUGAGAGAUUCCUCAAAUUCCCAGUGCCUGAUGUGAUCAAAGUGAGUAAGACUGCAUGGAGGACAGAUGAGGAAUUUGCAAGGGAAAUGCUUGCAGGGGUUAACCCUGUUAUUAUUCGCCGUCUCCAAGAAUUUCCCCCGGCCAGCAAACUAGACCCCAGAGUAUAUGGAGACCAAACUAGCUCCAUCAGAGCAACGCACAUAGAAAAUAGUUUGGAUGGGCUUACAAUAGAUGAGGCAAUUCAAAAUAUGAGGCUAUUUAUAUUAGAUCAUCACGACUCGUUGAUGCCAUACAUUAGUCGAAUAAACUCUACCAACACAAAGACUUAUGCCUCUAGAACGCUCCUGUUUCUACAAGAUGACGGUACACUCAAGCCACUGGCUAUAGAGUUAAGCUUACCCCAUCCACAAGGGGAACAACAUGGAGCUGUGAGCAAAGUUUUCACUCCAGCACAAGAAGGAGUAUCGGCUUCGGUGUGGCAGCUGGCUAAGGCUUAUGCAGCCGUCAAUGAUUCAGGAUAUCAUCAAUUGGUUAGCCACUGGUUAUACACUCACGCAGUAAUUGAACCGUUCAUCAUAGCUACACACAGGCAGUUGAGUAUUCUUCACCCAAUACACAAGCUCUUGAAGCCACACUUCAGGGACACAAUGCAUAUAAAUGCCUUAGCCCGGCACACGCUCAUCAAUGCUGGAGGGGUACUAGAGAUUACAGUUUUCCCUGGUAAAUUCGCCUUGGAAAUGUCGUCCGUUAUAUACAAAAGUUGGGUAUUCACCGAGCAGGCACUACCUGCUGAUCUUCUUAAGAGGGGAAUGGCAAUUCCUGAUUCAAGUUCUCGUCGUGGACUAAGGCUUGUGAUAGAGGAUUAUCCGUUUGCCGUGGACGGCAUAGAAAUCUGGGAUGCAAUAGAAACCUGGGUGACUGAAUACUGUAACUUCUAUUACACAUCCAAUGACAUGGUCGAGGAAGACAGUGAACUUCAGAGUUGGUGGAAAGAAGUACGCAACGAGGGUCACGGUGACUUAAAAGAUAGGCAUUGGUGGCCAGACAUGAAGACCAAAGAGGAACUCAUUCAUUCAUGCACCAUUAUCAUAUGGCUUGCUUCUGCAUUCCAUGCAGCUGUGAAUUUUGGACAGUACCCUUUUGCUGGAUACCUCCCUAACCGUCCAACGGUGAGUCGUAGGUUCAUGCCGGAGCAAGGUACCCCAGAGUAUGAGGAGCUUAAGUCAGACCCUGAAUUGGCAUUCCUCAAAACAAUCACUGCCCAGUUCCAAACACUUGUUGGUGUGUCACUGAUAGAAGUUCUGUCCAGGCACUCAACUGAAGAGGUUUACCUUGGGCAAUGUGAGAACCCUGAAUGGACUCUAGAUGCUGAGCCAUUGGCAGCAUUUGAGAGGUUCAGACAGAAGCUGUUGGAGAUUGAGAACAAUAUCAUGGAAAGGAACAAGGACAAGAGAUUCAAAAACAGAAAUGGGCCGGUGAAGAUGCCUUACACACUUCUCUAUCCCAACACCUCAGAUUAUUCUAGGGAGGGUGGACUAACUGGCAAGGGAAUCCCCAACAGUAUAUCCAUCUAAUACAACACUCCUACCUUUCUAUCUUCCCAUUAAAUUCUAUUUCAAGCAAUUUGUGUGUCGUGAUUACUAGAGUGUGUAUAAUUUAUAACAUUGUUUGUCUUCAGAUUACCAUGUUGCCUGCCUCUGCUUUAAUUGGUUCAAGCUCGUUGUGUAACUGGUUUUGAUUGGAAAACCAUAUCAUCUUUUGGGAGCAUCAUAAACAAUUGAAAUUGCAAGUGUUUUGGUUAAGCUUCA
Molecule: messenger RNA, 3229 nt
Organism: Glycine soja
Lineage: Eukaryota; Viridiplantae; Streptophyta; Magnoliopsida; Fabales; Fabaceae
Product: linoleate 9S-lipoxygenase 5-like
Exons: 10
Coding region: 419-2995 (858 amino acids)
Biological process (GO): lipid oxidation
Molecular function (GO): protein binding; oxidoreductase activity, acting on single donors with incorporation of molecular oxygen, incorporation of two atoms of oxygen; metal ion binding
Source: RefSeq, a predicted model, not a curated record